UCCAGUCAACUAGUCAAGUGCUAGUUCACUUUUCGGCAUCAUCUUCCAAGUCUCCAUUCUCCGUUCCUAAUAACACUCUCCGACAACGUUAGGAGAUAUCCCUCUCUGAAAGUAAGCGAGCCCCGCCCCUCUCUGAAAAGGCUCCGGUGGUGAGGGGUUUGGACCCGAAUGGCUUUGUCUCAGUCUCAGACGAAGAGGAAGCAAGUGCACCUGUUCUACUACCCGGAGUGCGAGGACCUUGCCCGGAAAGUCGCCUCUCAGUCCAACAAUAUCACUCUCCAAACCAUCAAAUGGAGGAGUUUCGAAGAUGGAUUUCCAAACAUUUAUAUUAACAAUGCACAAGAUCUGCGAGGUCAACAUGUUGCCUUUCUUGCAUCCUUCAGCUCCACUGGAGUUAUCUUUGAGCAACUCUCGGUCAUAUAUUUACUACCACGACUGUUUGUUGCUUCCUUCACAUUGGUGUUGCCCUUCUUUCCAACUGGCUCCUUUGAGCGAAUGGAAGAUGAAGGGGAUGUAGCAACCGCAUUUACCUUAUCAAGGAUGCUGACAAAUAUACCCAUUUCAAGAGGUGGCCCUACUAGUUUAGUCAUCUAUGAUAUUCAUGCUUUGCAGGAAAGAUUUUAUUUUGGGGACCAUGUUUUGCCUUUGUUUGAGACUGGUAUUCCUCUCCUAAAGAAGCGUCUGCACCAGCUUCCAGAUGCUGACAAUAUUGUUGUUGCAUUUCCAGAUGAUGGGGCAUGGAAGCGAUUCCACAAGCUGUUGGAUCUUUUUCCCAUGGUCGUGUGCACAAAGGUUCGUGAGGGUGAUAAGAGGAUAGUUCGGCUCAAGGAAGGAAAUCCUGCUGGUUGUCAUGUAGUCAUUGUUGAUGAUUUAGUCCAAUCAGGAGGCACCCUAUAUGAGUGCCAGAAAGUUUUGGCAGCUCAUGGUGCAGUAAAGGUGAGUGCUUAUGUGACCCAUGGGGUGUUUCCUAAUCGCUCUUGGGAGCGAUUCACUCACAAGAAUGAAGGCUCGGAGAAGGCAUUCGCCUACUUUUGGAUGACAGAUUCUUGCCCACUUACUGUUAAAGCCAUAGCAAAUAAAGCUCCUUUUGAAGUGUUGAGUCUUGCAGGAUCAAUUGCUGAUGCUCUACAAAUUUGAAAAGAUAUUUGUGGGGACUUCUGAUAUAAUUCGAAGAAAUGCAUCUCUGACAAUUUAAUUCAGUUGAUAAUUGAUACUUUUAGGCAAAACCGUAUUCAAGAAGCUUGUUUUGUGAAUUUUAUUGGGUUGCUUCUUGAUCAUAGUGUUGUGUUGUGAUUGUUUAGAGCUUUGUCAUCUGAACUCACCUUGACUUUGAAUAUGCAGUAAAUGUGACUUUUCAUA
This is a messenger RNA of Juglans regia (Persian walnut), 1359 nucleotides long. Its product is annotated as ribose-phosphate pyrophosphokinase 4-like. Gene Ontology annotation, molecular function: ribose phosphate diphosphokinase activity; magnesium ion binding. NCBI's taxonomy places the organism in Eukaryota, Viridiplantae, Streptophyta, Magnoliopsida, Fagales, Juglandaceae. The record is from RefSeq and is a predicted model, not a curated record. Gene Ontology annotation, cellular component: ribose phosphate diphosphokinase complex; cytoplasm. Bases 169 to 1137 code for a protein of 322 amino acids. The transcript has 7 exons. Gene Ontology annotation, biological process: 5-phosphoribose 1-diphosphate biosynthetic process; purine nucleotide biosynthetic process.